Messenger RNA from Phytomonas sp. Hart1, 939 nucleotides. The record is from the annotation of a GenBank genome assembly. Lineage: Eukaryota; Euglenozoa; Kinetoplastea; Trypanosomatida; Trypanosomatidae.
AUGACAGUGGAUAAAAUAUUCGUGACGCGAUCUUUUACAUAUAUCCCACUCCAAUAUCGAAGAAUAUAUCUCCAUAGAGGAAAAUCCGGUAAGCGGUAUUUAUCCCUAUCUAUAUUUCGAAGCCUCCCCCUCAUGCAGAAGCGGUUUUAUUCCUUAAGCGGUGGGGGGUUAGGUGGUCGAUCACCAUCCUUGGUACGAUUGUCGUCCUUGGGGAUCAGUCGUGCAUUCCUCUCCAAGCCCCACCUGCCAGGUCAUCCAUGUUUGAGCGCCUCCUCAUUUCUUUAUACCACCACGCGGGGCGUGCAGUACGUCCAUUCCAGCGAAACGUUAUCGGGAAUAAACAAAAAGAAGCGGCAGCUCACCACGAAAUGGGUUACCAAGAGUACCAAGGAGUACAUCCAAGAGGUCGACGAUAAGGUUCACCGAGCACCAUCCAUCCCGACAACGCGCUGGGAGAAGCGGCAGGAAAUUUCCGCCAACCGCAAAACCCAAAUUAAGCAAAUUCAGGAGGCGAGUCAGCGCGCGUUUCAGCAGGAGCUGGACCGUUUACAAGAGGACAAAAGUCGGCAAUUUCGAAAAACCUAUAAUUUUUUCAAACGUCAAGGAUGGCCCUUUUUUGUAUUGUAUGUGGCGGCGUACUUCGGUACGUGGUUCGCUCUUUACCUCGGCUUUGCUUCCGGAUUUUUGAAAAAAGAAGCGGCCUUCGACUUUCUGAUUAUCUUAUUGGGGGUAUCCUCCUCUCGAGACCAGUUUUAUGAACGCAUCGAAGCGUGGGACACCUACGUUAAUGUGGGCUUUGGGUUUGUUGUCAACGAAAUGAUUGAGGUAAUCCGCUUUACGAUAGUCUUAGCCGUCUUUUUGGAGUUUAGACCUUUUUUUACUGGAGUCAACAGGUUUGCAAAGCGCUCGAUAUUUCGCAUGGGAGCUUCCGAGUCGUGA